Messenger RNA from Tuber aestivum (summer truffle), 4014 nucleotides. Lineage: Eukaryota; Fungi; Ascomycota; Pezizomycetes; Pezizales; Tuberaceae. The record is from the annotation of a GenBank genome assembly.
AUGGGGAUCAGAGACUACUUUCGUGCAAAGCCGGCCAGCGGCAAGGCUCCCGCGGGAGAUCCAGCUGCGGCUUCCCAGGCUGAUCAUGCCGACGAACUCAGGCCGCCAUUGUUCCCAGCAUUGAGCUCCGGAACCAAUUCUGGCGAGGGAUCUUCCAGAUCUUCAGCUAUCAUGAUUGAUGACAUAAAACAUGAGGUUAUGGUUAACUAUUUGUACCAACAGCAGUCAAGCCAGCUUUGGGUCAACCCUAACCCACCAUCUGGCCAAUCCCACGGGAAUGAGGGCGUUUUGCUGAGGAAGAGUAAAGGGCAAUAUAUGGCUUGCCCAGCCUCAUUAUCGGGCAGCCUUCUUGCCGAGGCCUGUUCGGCUUUGAAUGUCCAUGUAUGCUUUUGGAGACCCCCGGGAAUUCCCGCAAGUUAAUGCGCCAUUGCUAACGUUUCGGUAACUUGGAAAUUUGAUAGGUUGCCAUGACUGUUAGUUCCAGAGUCAUCAAAACGUUUCUCCAAUGGUCUCCUGAUGCGGUAGAUGUCCCCCUUAUGAACGGCCUGCGCAUUCAGAUCGUCCCGACAAUUGCGGAUCUUCCGAGGGCGAGGAAGCUCCAGUUCGCCGCAUUCGUAGCAAGGGAGGCCAUGCUUGUUGUCUGGGAUGACGAUCCUCUCAACAUUGUUGUUCGUGCAAAGUUCAUUGAAAAUGAGCUAAUGGCACUGGUGUGGAAGACACCAGAGGUCGAGGAGGAGGAAUUGGCGAAGGCAGAGUUGGGCGCUAAUGUGGUGGAGGUUAUUGAUGAGGAAUCUGGGGAAGUCGCCGGGUAUCGGGAGAUGCGCCCGACAAAUCUGCUGAAUACCAUCUUGGUCGCCUUCACACUGGCGCUCAUCAUAACUACACUGGGAGCCGGGUAUAGGCAGAUUGGAAUUGAGGUCGCGGUAGAUGGGAAUAUGUUGAGACUUGCAUUCGUCGCCCUAACACCCAUUCAGAUAUUCUUUACAUUGGUGGGUCUGGCCCUCCUGGGGAAAUAGCUUGCCCUCUAACCUGUUCUGUCGUGCAUAGUUCUUCGGCCAGGUCAUCAUUGGCUGUACCGCUCAGUGUAUCGGGCCGGUAUCUCAGUUGACCUAUAACUCCAAGUACUAUUCGGCGAAGGCUCCUCCGCGUAUCCGCUCUGGGACACUCCCCCACAUCACCAUCCAGUGCCCUGUGUAUAAGGAGGGCCUUUCCACGGUUAUUGCCCCAACAAUAAAAUCAAUCAAACAGGCCAUCAGCACGUACGAGCUCCAGGGCGGCACGGCGAAUAUCUUGAUCAACGACGACGGACUGCAACUUUUCAAAGACGAACAUGAACACCAUCGGAAAGAAAGAAUCGACUUCUACGCGGAUCAUAACAUUGGAUGGGUUGCUAGGCCCCCGCACGGGCAGGAAGGUUUCCAGAGAAAGGGCAGAUUUAAGAAGGUGAGCGAAACCAAGUUCCCUCCAUUAGUUCAAACCCACUCUGCCUUUGCCUGGAUGGGGAAGAACGAGGAGGCUGGGGAGGCAUGAGGUUGAUUUUACCCUCAACCUAUCUUGUUGGAUUGCUUUGCUUGAUUGUCUCACUAGCCACGUGGGAAUAUAUUCCUGGCCCUCGAACAAGCUCACUCGCUUUUGCUUCUUGGCAAUUGUCGAUCUUCUAAUGAACUAUGACUAAUCAUUGCAUAGGCAUCCAACAUGAACUUUGCCCUAAUGAUUUCUUGUAAAGUUGAGGAUAAACUCGCAUUAAUCGAAAGGGAUGAAAGUUGGACCCAGGCCAAAGAAGCUCGGGCUUAUGAGGAUUGCUUAAAGGAGGUAUUGGAGGAAGAUGGACGAGCUUGGGCGGAUGGUAACAUCCGCAUCGGAGACUACAUAUUGCUUGGUACGUAAUUAAAAGUAAUUGCUGAUGAGGUUUUGGGGUGCUAUAAGAGCUAACUUAUUGCUAUAGUUGAUUCUGAUACCCGUGUUCCGGCUGAUUGCCUACUUGACGCUGCUUCUGAGAUGGAACAAUCUCCCGAGGUUGGAAUUAUGCAGUACUCCUCUGGCGUCAUGCAAGUUGCGAACCACUACUUCGAAAAUGGCAUCACUUUCUUCACCAAUCUGAUUUACACGGCUAUUCGUUAUACUGUUGCCAACGGCGAUGUGGCGCCUUUUGUCGGGCAUAAUGCUAUUCUUCGAUGGUCCGCUAUUCAACAGGUUUCCUACCGAGACGAGGAUGAGUAUGAGAAGUUUUGGUCCGAAUCGCACGUGUCUGAGGACUUCGAUAUGUCUCUGCGGUUACAGGUCAACGGAUACACUAUCCGGCUUGCCGCUUACACCGGUGAAGGAUUUAAAGAGGGGGUCUCUCUUACCGUGUAUGAUGAAUUGGCGCGUUGGGAAAAGUAUGCCUAUGGCUGUAACGAGCUUUUGUUUCAUCCGUUGCGAUUCUGGCCCAUCCGUGGGCCCUUCACUCCGUUGUUCCGCAAAUUCCUGUUCUCGAACAUUCGCAUGACGUCUAAAAUUACCAUCAUAUCUUACAUUGGAACUUAUUACGCCAUUGGCGCCGCAUGGAUCAUGACGACGGCUAAUUACUUUGCCAUUGGUUGGUAUAAUGGCUAUCUCGACAAGUAUUACAUCGACUCCUGGAAGGUGUGGUUUUCGAUUGUCGUUGUGUUUAAUCUUUUUGGAAACGUGGCAUUGGCAGUUAUGAGGUAUCGUAUUAGGGAGAAAGCCUUCCUGCCUGCUUGUGAGUAUCCCUCUGUUGCCGACGAACAAGAAUAAUGUCUAACGUAUUUUGGCAAUUAGUACUUGAAAACUUUAAGUGGGUUUUUCUCCUUGGCAUAUUCCUUGGAGGUCUUUCGCUACACGUCUCCCAGGCACUCCUUUCCCACAUGUUUGAAAUAAACAUGAACUGGGGGGCGACCUCCAAGGAAGUCGAGGUAUCAAACUUCUUUCUCGAAGUUCCCAAGGUUAUGAAGCGUUUCAAGUUCUCGUUCGCCUUCUCAAUUUUAGCCAUUGUGGCCAUGAUCGUGUUUGCCACUGCAUCCUUCGUUCCCCAUAGUUGGGUCAUCAAGGAUUUUGUCGCCAUUUUGCCUAUGGCCACCGUGGCGGGUAGCCAUCUACUGCUGCCCAUCGCGCUAAACCCUGCAUUGAUGACAUUCCAGUGGUAGUUGAUACUUCCAUCAAUUCCUUGGAACUUUUCGGGACCUUUUUUAUUUUUUUCACCUUUUUCAAUUUUUCCAUUUUUACGAACGAUCAUUGAUGCACAAUGCAAUUGGGGGGGUGUCUAAUGUACGGCAGUAAUGUUUUCCUUUCUAGUCCCUUGCUAAAUACCAAAGUGAAAUUGCUAGAAGGCCGAAGGCCAUCUUUCCGUCAAUAUUAAUUCCUCCUCCUCCCCCGCUAUCCUACUGUCCGCAGCAAUUACAGGGUACAUUUUUUCUACUUUUACUUUUUGCUCUCUUCAUUCUACCAGCAUUUUCUCUUAGCACAUCUCUCUAUAUCAUGCUAUUGGGGUCCUUUAAGUUUCUUCCUCUUUCAUCGAUUUACUUCUAGGGGGCUUGUCUUUUUUUUUCGUUCAGGUGUGCAGUUACCGAGCAGGCGCAAAAAUCCUCGUUUUCUUGUCUUUCAUCCCAUCUCUUUUUAUUUUGAACCGUCGUAGAUGAUGUUUUUCUUUUUUUCUCACCUUCUCAUUAUCUCUUCAGGAUACUCUCACGCACGCAAUGGAAUGAAUGGAAUGGAUAUGGAUGGCCGGAUGCAUUUUUUAAAGGGAAAACUCGCAAGAAAUCAUUGAAACAAAACCACGCAUAUAAACUAGUACUCAAUAAUAGAAUACACUCUAUAGUAGCUGCUAACUUUUCUUCCUCACUCCCCGGGCACCUAAUCGAGGGGUAGCUGGGGGCGGAUAAGCUGUCGGGGCUUGCGUUAGUUUCUACCUAAGUCAACUCUCCAUCUAUAUACCGUGUCUCGCUGCAGGCACAUCACUAUACAUUUUAACACCUCUCAGAAUAAGUACACAAUAGCAAACUCGAUAUUACCCAU